CAGUCGGCGAGACUCUGGCUCUGCAGAGGAAGAUGGCGCCGCGACGAAACAGAGUCUCUACGCUGCCUCGGCUCCAGCUGUGGGUGCUGUUGUUCCUGCCGCUGCUGCUCGUGCCUCAGCCCAUCGCCGGCCAUGGCGGCAAGUACUCGCGGGAGAAGAACGAGCCCGAGAUGGUCGCCAAGCGCGAGCCCGGGGAGGAGUUCCGCAUGGAGAAGAUGAACCAGCUAUGGCAGAAGGCCCAGCGGCUUCAUCUGUCUCCUGUGAAGCUGGCUGAGCUCCACUCUGACCUGAAGAUACAAGAAAGGGACGAACUCAACUGGAAGAAACUGAAGGUGGAAGGGUUGGACAAGGAUGGGGAGAAAGAAGCAAGGCUGAUCCACAACCUCAACGUCAUCUUGGCCAGGUAUGGACUAGAUGGAAGGAAGGACACCCAGAUGGUGCAUAGCAACGCACUCAAUGAAGACAUCCAGGAUGAGCUGGGGGACCCCAGGCUGGAAAAGUUGUGGCACAAGGCAAAGACAUCAGGGAAAUUCUCCAGUGAGGAGCUGGACAAGCUGUGGCGGGAGUUUCUGCACCACAAGGAGAAGAUCCAUGAGUACAAUGUGCUGCUAGACACACUGAGCAGAGCUGAAGAAGGUUAUGAGAACCUCCUCAAUCCCUCUGACAUGAGCCACAUCAAGAGUGAGGCCCUGAGCAGCAAGCAUGGGGAGCUGAAGGACAGGCUGCGGAGUAUCAACCAGGGCUUAGACCGCCUGCGGAAGGUCAGCCACCAGGGCUACAGCCCCACCACUGAGUUUGAAGAACCCCGAGUGAUAGAUCUGUGGGAUCUGGCCCAGACCGCCAACUUCACUGAGAAGGAACUGGAGUCAUUCCGGGAGGAGCUCAAGCACUUCGAGGCCAAAAUCGAAAAGCAUAACCACUACCAGAAGCAGCUGGAGAUUUCCCACCAGAAGCUGAAGCAUGUGGAGAGCAUCGGGGACCCCGAGCACAUCAGCCGCAACAAGGAGAAGUAUGUGCUGCUGGAGGAGAAGACCAAGGAGCUGGGCUACAAGGUGAAGAAGCAUCUGCAGGACCUGUCCAGCAGGGUCUCGAGAGCUCGGCACAAUGAGCUCUGAGGAGAGGAGCCAGCAGCUGCAGUCCCCAGAGGCUCUUGAAGAUCCCGGGAGCCGCCAGCGUGUCAUCUGCAUGCACAGACCUGUGGUAGCUGGUGUAGCUGGCCACAGUGACGUGGCGAUUUGGACACAUCAGUAUGAUCCUGCCGUGUGGUUGGCAAGAACUUCUUUCAAGUGUGGCUGUCAUCACCCUGGAUGAGGGCCUUGGGUCCAGCUACCAAUGAGAUGUGACUAUCCUCCAUGCUGCAACAACCCAGUUUACACUGAAAUUAUAUAAAUCUGUCACUGGAAUGUUAUAUAUGGAGUCCUUAAAUACAUGGCAGGAUUUUGAGCCA
Molecule: messenger RNA, 1447 nt
Organism: Microtus ochrogaster (prairie vole)
Lineage: Eukaryota; Metazoa; Chordata; Mammalia; Rodentia; Cricetidae
Gene: Lrpap1
Product: LDL receptor related protein associated protein 1
Biological process (GO): negative regulation of very-low-density lipoprotein particle clearance; negative regulation of receptor internalization
Cellular component (GO): cis-Golgi network; endoplasmic reticulum; endoplasmic reticulum-Golgi intermediate compartment
Molecular function (GO): low-density lipoprotein particle receptor binding; heparin binding; lipase binding
Source: RefSeq, a predicted model, not a curated record